Molecule: messenger RNA, 2617 nt
Organism: Pyrgilauda ruficollis (rufous-necked snowfinch)
Lineage: Eukaryota; Metazoa; Chordata; Aves; Passeriformes; Passeridae
Gene: KIF5C
Product: kinesin family member 5C
Exons: 22
Biological process (GO): microtubule-based movement
Molecular function (GO): ATP binding; microtubule motor activity; microtubule binding
Source: RefSeq, a predicted model, not a curated record
GGGAAGCUCCACGACCCUCAGCUGAUGGGAAUCAUCCCCAGGAUCGCCCACGACAUCUUCGACCACAUCUACUCCAUGGAUGAGAACCUGGAGUUCCACAUCAAGGUUUCCUACUUUGAGAUAUAUUUGGACAAAAUAAGGGACCUGCUUGAUGUGUCAAAGACAAACCUUGCUGUACAUGAAGAUAAAAACAGAGUCCCCUAUGUCAAGGGCUGCACAGAAAGGUUUGUGUCCAGCCCUGAGGAAGUUCUGGAUGUCAUCGACGAGGGCAAGGCCAACAGGCACGUGGCUGUGACAAACAUGAACGAGCACAGCUCGAGGAGCCACAGCAUCUUCCUCAUCAACAUCAAACAGGAGAACGUGGAGACGGAGAAGAAGCUCAGUGGGAAGCUCUACCUGGUGGACUUGGCUGGCAGUGAGAAGGUCAGCAAAACUGGAGCAGAGGGGGCAGUUCUGGAUGAAGCUAAAAAUAUCAAUAAGUCUCUGUCUGCUCUGGGCAAUGUGAUCUCGGCCUUGGCAGAGGGAACUAAAACCCACGUUCCCUACCGAGACAGCAAAAUGACCAGGAUCCUGCAGGAUUCCCUGGGGGGGAACUGCAGGACCACCAUCGUCAUCUGCUGCUCCCCCUCCGUCUUCAACGAGGCUGAGACCAAAUCCACCCUGAUGUUUGGCCAGAGGGCCAAGACCAUCAAGAACACGGUGUCUGUGAACCUGGAGCUGACAGCAGAGGAGUGGAAGAAGAAGUAUGAGAAGGAGAAGGACAAAAACAAGAGUUUAAAGAAUGUUAUACAGCACCUGGAGCUGGAGCUGAACAGGUGGAGGAAUGCCUUUCUGGGCUUUGAUCUAUUGACCUAUUCCCCUGCCAGUGAGAUAAAUUGGCAAGAGGAAUGGCUGAGCUGUGAAAAGAAAUUAAAGAUCUCCACCCCUGUUUCAUUGCAGGAUGACGAAAUCAACCAGCAGAGCCAGCUGGCUGAAAAAUUAAAGCAGCAAAUGUUGGAUCAAGAGGAGCUUUUGGCCUCCACGAGGAGGGAUUAUGAGAAGAUCCAGGAGGAGCUGACCCGACUCCAGAUCGAGAACGAGGCGGCCAAGGAUGAAGUGAAGGAGGUGCUCCAAGCCCUGGAGGAGCUGGCUGUCAAUUACGACCAGAAAUCCCAGGAGGUGGAGGACAAAACCAGGACCAACGAGCAGCUGGCAGACGAGCUGGCACAGAAGAGUGUAAGAGCAACUUGUUCGUCCUCUUGGUUCUCUCCUUGCACCCUAAAUAUUCCCAAAGGGCUUCCCAAAAACCUGCUGUUGGCAGAUGUGAACGGCGUGAUCGAGGAGGAGUUCACCAUGGCCAGGCUCUACAUCAGCAAGAUGAAGUCGGAGGUGAAGUCUCUGGUGAACCGCAGCAAGCAGCUGGAGAGCGCCCAGAUGGACUCCAACAGGAAGAUGAACGCCAGCGAGAGGGAGCUGGCGGCCUGCCAGCUCCUCAUCUCCCAGCACGAAGCAAAGAUCAAAUCCCUGACAGACUACAUGCAGAACAUGGAGCAGAAGAGGAGGCAGCUGGAGGAGUCCCAGGACUCCCUCAACGAGGAGCUGGCCAAGUUGCGCGCUCAAGAAAAAAUGCACGAAGUCAGCUUCAAGGACAAGGAGAAGGAGCACCUGACGCGACUCCAGGAUGCAGAGGAGAUGAAGAAGGCUCUGGAGCAGCAGAUGGAGAGCCACAGGGAAGCCCACCAGAAGCAGCUGUCCAGGCUGAGGGAUGAGAUCGAAGAGAAGCAGAAAAUAAUCGACGAAAUCAGGGACAUGAACCAGAAGCUGCAGCUGGAACAGGAGAAGCUGAGUGCUGAUUAUGAUAAAUUAAAAAUUGAGGACCAGGAAAGAGAAAUGAAACUGGAAAAGCUCAUACUCCUUAAUGAUAAAAGGGAACAAGCAAGAGAAGACCUUAAAGGGCUGGAGGAAACAGUGGCAAGGGAACUUCAGACUCUUCACAAUCUGCGCAAGCUGUUUGUCCAGGAUCUUACCACCCGUGUUAAAAAAAGUGUUGAACUGGAUAGUGAUGAUGGAGGUGGAAGCGCGGCGCAGAAGCAGAAAAUUUCCUUUCUUGAGAACAACCUGGAACAACUUACAAAGGUUCACAAACAGCUGGUACGUGAUAAUGCAGAUCUUCGUUGCGAGCUUCCUAAGCUGGAGAAACGCCUUCGAGCUACGGCAGAGAGAGUUAAGGCCCUGGAGAGUGCACUGAAGGAGGCCAAGGAAAACGCCAUGCGCGACCGCAAGCGCUACCAGCAGGAGGUGGAUCGCAUUAAGGAGGCCGUGAGAGCCAAAAACAUGGCCCGGAGAGCACACUCUGCCCAAAUUGCCAAGCCCAUCCGCCCUGGUCACUACCCAGCGUCUUCUCCGACGGCCGUCCACGCCAUCCGAGGGGGAGGGAUGUCCAACUCCAGCUACUACCACAACACCAAAUAAACGAGAGGUCAGUUCCACUUAGCAUGUUAAGGACUGUCAUUAAGUCACAUUAGUUUCUUUUUUGCCCCUCUCCAACCCGGUCCACGUCCUGCCCAUCCUGCGCUUCCCACGGCCGUCGGCGACGCCCCGCUCCAGGUACUCCGAGCUUCGUAGGAUCUCCACGUGU